AUGUCGAAUGCUGCCUCCCCUUUAGCCUCGCAACGGCCCCACGACUUCAUCACAAUUACUCAGUCUCCCUCAGUGUCCGACCCCACGGGUCUUUUUGAUAAGGUCUACAACAGAGUCACCGACUAUCUACGUAUUCCUCGCAAUACCAAAAAGGACCAGCAAGGGACCUGUAUUACAGUCCUAGGUAUCCAGAUCGACUCUAUUGCAAUAGAAGCUCGUCUGCCGCCAGAAAAGUUAUGCCGCGCCACAUUAGACGCCGCAGCUGCCCUGAACGCAGCGAGUCUCUCCCUUAAGCAAGCAGAGCGUCUCACAGGCUUAUUAGCCUUUUGUUCAAGAGUUGUCCGACUUGGAAGAACAAGAUUACAGUCUCUAUACACCUUCCAAGCCGCUUUCCCACAUGGUAGUAGUGCGCGCCGCCGUAUCCCUUACGAGGUACGUGACGAUUUGGAAUGGUGGAGGGACUCUUUGUCUCUCUUCAACGGCGUACUCCUAAUUGACCCCUACCGCCGCCCUAUCACGCAUCUCUACACAGAUGCCUCCAGUACAGGCCAGGGGCUCUUCUUCUUCUCAUCCCAGUCUACAUUAGACUGCUAG
Molecule: messenger RNA, 594 nt
Organism: Penicillium soppii
Lineage: Eukaryota; Fungi; Ascomycota; Eurotiomycetes; Eurotiales; Aspergillaceae
Exons: 2
Coding region: 1-594 (197 amino acids)
Source: RefSeq, a predicted model, not a curated record